Messenger RNA from Branchiostoma floridae (Florida lancelet), 387 nucleotides. RefSeq names its product zinc finger protein 625-like. The record is from RefSeq and is a predicted model, not a curated record. Gene Ontology annotation, cellular component: nucleus. Bases 1 to 387 code for a protein of 128 amino acids. Gene Ontology annotation, molecular function: RNA polymerase II cis-regulatory region sequence-specific DNA binding; DNA-binding transcription factor activity, RNA polymerase II-specific. Lineage: Eukaryota; Metazoa; Chordata; Leptocardii; Amphioxiformes; Branchiostomatidae. The transcript has 4 exons. Gene Ontology annotation, biological process: regulation of transcription by RNA polymerase II; central nervous system development.
AUGCGGUCUCACACAGGUGAGAAACCCUACAGAUGUAAAGAGUGCAGCAAUCAGUUUAGUCAGUUGGGUCGUCUCAAGAUUCACAUGCGGUCUCACACAGGGGAAAAACCAAGGUACACAAGAUCUAGGAGGAUGUCGACAACAAGCAGUGCACAGAGUUUGGAGUACGUCAGGAGAAAGGUGAAAAGGGAUUUCUCUGUGCGAUCUAACAAAGAGGAGAAACGCUACAGGUGUGAGGAGUGCAAUAAGAAGUUCAGAGAGCUGGGUAAUCUGAAGGCCCACGUGCGGACUCACACAGAUGAGAAACACUAUAUGUGUGAGGAGUGCAGCAGGCAGUUCACUUUGCUCCAUCAUCUAAAGGCACACAGGAUGACUCAUACCGCCUGA